CCUUGAAACUGGAAUGUAGCGUGACAUAUAGUAAUCGCAGCCCUAGCUUUUGACACCACCCAGAUAUUUGGUUCAUCCGUGUUCAGACGAAGAACUCGAUGGAAGCGAAGAAGAAGACGAAAUCACCAAGGAAGACCGAAAUCGAGUUCUGCGAGGUGUGCCGAUUGCAUCACGACCAAGGCUCGCGCCACAAGUACUUCCCUCGCCACAAAGCCUCCCUCUCUGCUUUCCUCGAUCGAUUCCGAUCCAAAUUAGCCGACGUCAGGUUCUUCCUGAAGAACCCUAUCGUUCUACGCCCCGAAGAGCAAUCACAAAACCGUGUCUGGUGUGUCUUCUGCGAUGAAGACAUCGUCGAGCUCGGUAGCUCCUUCGCCUGUUCUAAGGCAAUUAAUCACUUGGCAAGUCCCGAUCAUCAUAAGAAUAUCAAGCGAUUUCUCUGGAAAUAUGGCCCGGGAAUGGAUUGCAUAGAUGAUUUCCUAAUCUCAGAAGCUGAUGUAGCUAAGUGGGGGAAAAAAUGCAAGGCGAUGAGAAAUAAAGAGGCAUCUUCUUGUAAAGGGUCCUGUGGACAGCUUUCCGAGACAUCUAAUGAUAUCCACAAUAAACUUGAGUUUGAAACUAUGGAUAGAAUUGAAAAUUUCCCUGCACACCAUAUAAAUGAUGUUAUGCCUUUACUGUAUAAUACGAAUGAGUAUCAGAUAUCACAUUCAGAGCUUCCUGGAGUUACGCAUUUGAACGUGGAUGCCUCUCAUCUCCCUCUAUCUGCUGAUCCACUCAGAAAUCUACCAGGUGUGGCUGGAACUACUAGUAUUUCUUCCUCACAUUCCAGCGAUGCUAACGGGAACGUUCACUCUGGAGCUCCUCCACCGUGGCUCAAUGCAAAUGAUGGGAAUAUACAAUCAGAAAUUUCCAAAAAGAUGCCUGUAAAGACUUGUAAGCUGAACCCUAAUAGGGUUGGCGCUGCGUGGGCUGAAAGGAGAAAGAUGGAGAUGGAGAUGGAGAAGAAGGGACAUGCAAUGGAUAGCAACACUGACGCAGACUGGCUUCCCAACUUUGGCCGAGUUUGGCAAUCAGGCACUCGUAAAGAAUCCAGAAAAGAAUUUGACAAGGAAAAACGAAAGUUGGUCAAAACUGAAAGCAUUUCUAUGGAAUCAGAACCAGUCCAGAUACAACCGUACAUUAGCAAACGAAUGCGAAAAGAGAAGAGUGAUGAGUGACGGUUGUGGCCGACAUUCAAAAUGGAGUCGAGUAUGGAUCAUUCAUGUAGAAGUCUUAUAAUCCUCUUUUCUUGGAGCUCUGAAAGAAAUUAAGAGAAACCUGAUUCUCCUGGCACAAGAACUCCCAGGAGAGCCACUUCUCAGCAGUCCUGUGCACAUCAUGCACCAAUACAUCCGUUGUGGAGUUGCUUCUUCCUUUUCUUGCUAACACAGCUGCAGUGUAUAUACUCCCCAUCCUACCUGGCGCCUCUAAGUCAUCCCCACGUGGCCCAUCAACAACGAUCACAUCCCAUUUGAUCUUGUCUACUUCCUGUGGCAAAUCCCUCAGUUUCAGUUUGCACUCCGGUGAGCCUUGACGUAGAUUAUUCACAUUUGGUGCGCAUGCGGGAUUAGCUCGGGCAUGUCGAAGCAGCUUGUUCGUCUUCUAGAAUGACGGUGAUGCCUCUUGUGUUGAUUGAAGAUAACAUGAGGUAUUGAGGUGUAAACCCGAAAACAAGAACGUUGCAAGGGGAUCUACGAGUAACUGUAUCUAAUAAGAGCUUGAGUUCCUUUUCCGUGAGAACGCUCUGGCUCGCAUUAGUAGCCCUGAUGUGCUGACUGGACUCUGCCGGACUCGACCGAAAUGUGAUGGAAGAGAAGGGACGAGAAGCAGAGGAUGACGAAGACUUUAAUGAAAUCCGGAGGAGUCGAAGAACAGAGAGGCUUGAAAGAACGAAGAUAAGAAGGGGUAUGAGUUUACGCACAGUGAAUUUUGGCAUCGUGAUCUUUGAUUCUCUCUGGUGUUUUAGAUUGUCAGGGGAGGAAGGUGGUGAAAAUCUAAGUAGAGGAUUGAGAAUAGGAAGUGAAGAUUGAUGAAUUUGUGGAGGCAUUUUUUACUGUUCUCACCUUUUAUUCAAUAUCUUCAGGUCCUCAAAAGAUUUUUGUUAAUGCUGUUUUCAUCUUUGUGGUUUUAAAUGAUCAACAAUUAUGUGUGUUAGUGUCAUCUUCGAGUGAAUGGCAAGGAAAGGUCGUAUUGCUUCUAUUCCAAGAUUCUCUCUUCUUCAUUUUUCUUGUUGUC
Thlaspi arvense is the source of this 2271-nucleotide messenger RNA. NCBI's taxonomy places the organism in Eukaryota, Viridiplantae, Streptophyta, Magnoliopsida, Brassicales, Brassicaceae. The record is from the annotation of a GenBank genome assembly.